ACAGAAUUCUUCUUCUUCCUGGUUUAUCGAGGAACGAAAAUCUGCCGGAUAUCCCGAAACGCCCAAUUUGGUUGCCUCCUGUUUGGAUCUGAUCUGAUCUGAUCUUCGUCUUCUUCAUUUCAACGCCUUUUCUCAUCAUUUUCCCGAGAAAAUCCCUUCCCGGGAAAAUGUCUCACAGCGAUACAAUUCCUCUUCACCAAUCCUCUCAGUCGGACAUCGACGAGAUCGAGAAUCUCAUCAACGCCAGCGUCCAAACCAGCUCCUCCACUGUUCUUCCAGCUCGCCCCCCAAGUCCUCCUAGGGCUUCUAUUCCUGUUUCUUCCUCACCGUUUAUACAGUCCAAUCUCCCUCCACUUCCCCCCAAAUCAACUAGCCAGAAGCCGCCGACUGUCUUCCCUGCUCCGCCGCCGCUGCCUGCCUCCAGUAAUGCCCGGUCUGAUACAUCGCCGACUGGAUUCGGAUCGGGGCCCAACACACUGACGGAGCCGGUAUGGGAUACGGUGAAGCGGGAUCUGUCCCGGAUCGUCAACAAUUUGAAGCUUGUGGUUUUUCCCAACCCUUUCCGUGAGGACCCCGGAAAGGCUUUGAGGGAUUGGGAUCUGUGGGGGCCUUUCUUCUUCAUUGUGUUCCUCGGUCUUACUCUUUCGUGGUCUGCAUCGGUCAAGAAGUCUGAGGUGUUUGCUGUUGCAUUUGCACUUCUUGCUGCCGGUGCAGUGAUUCUGACCUUGAAUGUGCUUCUCCUGGGUGGACAUAUAAUUUUCUUCCAGAGCUUGAGUCUCUUGGGAUAUUGCCUAUUCCCUCUAGAUAUUGGAGCAUUGAUCUGCAUGUUGAAGGACAAUGUAGUAGUGAAGAUAGUUGUAGUGUGUGUGACCUUGGCAUGGAGUUCAUGGGCUGCAUAUCCUUUCAUGAGUGCAGCAGUAAACCCAAGAAGAAAAGCCCUUGCCCUCUACCCCGUGUUCCUCAUGUAUGUAUCAGUUGGUUUCCUCAUCAUUGCCAUUGAUUGAGACCAGUAUGCUUCAACAAAUUAGGAAUGUUACUUUUAACCUCUUUUUGUUUUUGUUAUUGACUUAUAUGAUGUCUUGAAACUCGGAUCUUCCUGGAUGGAUCAUCAUAUUCAGUGACAGCAAAUUUUGCUUGCUGGAAACCCAAAUCUGUGUAGCUACAUGUAUCUACUUGUUGUUCAUUCAUUCACUCACAUUAUU
Cucurbita moschata (crookneck pumpkin) is the source of this 1202-nucleotide messenger RNA. Its product is annotated as protein YIPF6 homolog. The record is from RefSeq and is a predicted model, not a curated record. NCBI's taxonomy places the organism in Eukaryota, Viridiplantae, Streptophyta, Magnoliopsida, Cucurbitales, Cucurbitaceae. The coding region runs from base 168 to 1004 and encodes 278 amino acids. The transcript is spliced from 3 exons. Gene Ontology annotation, biological process: endoplasmic reticulum to Golgi vesicle-mediated transport. Gene Ontology annotation, cellular component: trans-Golgi network; membrane.